Molecule: messenger RNA, 619 nt
Organism: Rhipicephalus sanguineus (brown dog tick)
Lineage: Eukaryota; Metazoa; Arthropoda; Arachnida; Ixodida; Ixodidae
Product: probable ATP-dependent RNA helicase DDX20
Exons: 3
Biological process (GO): cytoplasmic translational initiation
Cellular component (GO): cytoplasmic stress granule
Molecular function (GO): ATP binding; RNA helicase activity; translation initiation factor activity
Source: RefSeq, a predicted model, not a curated record
CAUGCGUCGUGUUGUGGCGCCUUGGCGCAUGUUUGAAUGAGCGCACGUUGUCAUGAGGGGGACACUGAGACUGCCGCUUCGUGGUUCGCGUCUUUUUUGCGGCACGUCAACAAUAGAGCGGGCGUUUGCGAGCAGAUUGUGAGCGGCAGCCUUUCUACGACCAUGACUCGCCGGAUAGCGCACAAGCUGGAGACGCAGUGGCGCUCCCAGGACGUGCUUCAGUCGGAGGACGAAAAUGCCACUUUCGAGGAGUUCCUUCUCUCUAAGCAGCUACUCAGUGGUCUCCGCAAGUCGGGAUUCGUCAGGCCGUCGCCAAUACAGCUGCGUGCCAUUCCUCUGGGCCUCUGCGGUUUUGACAUGGUCGUGCAGGCAAAGUCUGGCACUGGCAAGACAUGCGUCUUCUCUGUGCUCACCCUACAAGCUGUCAACGUCUCCAAGAAUGCAGUACAGGUUCUGAUCCUGGCGCCGACACGUGAAAUAGCUGUUCAGUCUUGCGACACUGUUUGCUGUCUUGGCUGUGACAUGCCAGAGCUCAGGGCAUAUGCCUUCAUCGGGGGCAUGCCGAUAAAAGAGGACCUGCAAAAGCUGGCACGAUGCCACGUUGCAGUUGGCACUUUAG